Messenger RNA from Pipistrellus nathusii (Nathusius's pipistrelle), 888 nucleotides. NCBI's taxonomy places the organism in Eukaryota, Metazoa, Chordata, Mammalia, Chiroptera, Vespertilionidae. The record is from the annotation of a GenBank genome assembly.
AUGCCUGUGGACAUGCUGUCUCCUGGAGCCCGGGACAUACCCGCCCUACCUUUCCGCCUGAGGACCAAGGUCCCGGGCUACCUGCUGCGAAGGCCGGCAGACGGCGGAGCCCGGAAACCCAGUGCCGUGGAGCGCCUGGAGGCCGACAAGGCCAAGUACGUCAAGAGCCUGCAUGUGGCCAACACCCGCCAGCAGCCUGUGCAGCCCCUGCUGUCCAAGCAGCCGCUCUUCAGCCCCGGGACUCGCCGCACGGUGCUCACUCCCAGCCGCCGAGCCCUGCCUGGCCCCUGCCGCCGGCCCCAGUUGGACCUGGACAUCCUCAGCAGCCUUAUCGACUUGUGUGAUAGCAGCCCGGUGUCCCCUGCCGAGGCCAGCCGGACCCCCGGCCGGCCAGAGGGAGCCCGCCAGGACCCUCCAGCCACCCCGCCACGCCCACCUCCCAGCACCGCUGCUGUCCGCCGCGUGGAUGUCCGUCCCCUGCCGGCCUCACCUGGCCAGCCCUGCCCGUCACCGGACACUGCGGCCUCCAGCCCAGCCCGGCCCCCGGGCCUGCAGCGCUCCAAGUCAGACCUGAGCGAGCGCUUCUCGCGGGCAGCGGCCGACCUGGAGCGGUUUUUCAACUUCUGUGGCCUGGACCCCGAGGAGGCGCGCGGACUCGGGGUGGCCCACCUGGCCCGGGCCAGCUCGGACAUCGUGUCCCUGGCGGGGCCCAGUGCUGGGCCAGGCAGCUCCGAGGGGGGCUGCUCCCACCGCAGCUCGGCCACCGUGGAGGAGCGGGCCCGGGAGCGCGUCCCCUACGGCGUGUCAGUGAUUGAGCGCAACGCCCGGGUCAUCAAGUGGCUGUACGGGCUGCGGCAAGCGCGGGAGACGCCGGCGGUGGAGGGAUAG